AUGAUCCGUACAAAUACCCAGUUCAGGGCUUCCAACGGGCCGUACUACAGUCCGUACAAAGUGAACCGUAACGGUCACGUGUUCAGUACAAACGUACCGAGUUCUUACAAUACGUACACCUACCUCUCCUCCUCCCUGUCGUACGAACGUACACAAAAUCUCACCCGUACAGGCCUCAAAAUCGCCCAAUCGUACAGUACUACGCCUCCCGCACCGUACGUCUAA
Molecule: messenger RNA, 225 nt
Organism: Lindgomyces ingoldianus
Lineage: Eukaryota; Fungi; Ascomycota; Dothideomycetes; Pleosporales; Lindgomycetaceae
Exons: 4
Coding region: 1-225 (74 amino acids)
Source: RefSeq, a predicted model, not a curated record